Ectocarpus siliculosus is the source of this 3144-nucleotide messenger RNA. The record is from the annotation of a GenBank genome assembly. NCBI's taxonomy places the organism in Eukaryota, Phaeophyceae, Ectocarpales, Ectocarpaceae.
AUGAUGGAGCUGUACCUGCACGACAUUCGUGACAACAGCGGGUCCUUUCAGAACCCGACCAUGCAGCUCUUUGCGAUGGAAGAGGACGGCACAAACGUGUUUGUCAGCGUCAGGAACUUCAAGACCUACCUGUAUGUUGGCUUCGACUCCGAUAUGUCAGAAGAUGAUGUCCGGUCAAACUAUCUGGAGAAGUUCAAGCAGGAGAAGUGGGAGAGGAACGUUUACAAAAUGUCUGUCGUGAAGAGGAAGAGACUGAUCGGUUUCUCCGACGGGGACCUCUUUCCCUACAUUCUCAUGGAGUUCACUGGAACGAUAUCGUUCUACAUCGUCCGGAAACACUUACACGAACUCUGCGGCGAGCGCGACCCAGAACCGAACACGUUCGUCGACCUCAACAAGUACCCGAGAAUGUGCGUGUACGAGUCCAGGAGCGUCGACUCAGUUCUCAAGUUUUUUCACGCAAGUGGUGUCCGCCCGUCUUCAUACUUCCGGAUGGAGAACUACGUGCAAGUCCCCGACAAGGCGAAGAAGACGCACUGUGUCAAAGAAUUCAUCGUCGACUUCGUCAACGUGCACCCGGUGAGAGAAGAGAUCGUCGACCGCAAACCACCUCCGAUGACCAUCUGCUCCUACGACCUCGAGACGUCGGGGCUGAAUACCAACGAGGACUACAUCUUCCAAGCCUCGAUGAUAUUCUCCAGGCUCGGUGAUCCGUGCCAGGAUGCCAAGGGUUCCGCCACGGGCCACGCCGUGGACUCGUAUACGGACGGCGUUGUCAUCUGCGUAGGUGACACGGAAUCUGUCGACGGUACGCCUUUGCUUAUCGUGGAGAACGAGCUGCAGCUCCUCGACAAGUUUAGAGAGAUCUUGAUCGAGCGGGGCUGCAACAUUCUGUGCGGAUACAACACCUUCAAGUUCGACUCGGCGUUCUUGUACAAGAGAGCAGAGAGGUACGGCUUCGACGGGUUCAAGAAGCUUAGUUUCAUCAAGGAUCUCGCUUGUGAUCUGGAGGUCAAGACUUUGCAAAGCGCCGCCCUCGGCAAGAACGAGCUCAAACAGAUCAUCAUCCCUGGACGCGUCGAGAUAGACCUGUUCAUGGUCAUGAGGCGCUCGCAGAAACUCUCAAGCUACAAGCUCAACGCCGUUUGUGAUAAAUUCUUCGGUGGAAAGAAAGACGACGUCACGUACACGGACAUCCUGCAGGCAUGCACGUCCAAGGACCCGAAGAAGCUGGGUGUCAUCGCCAAGUACUGCUACCAAGACAGUGGGCUUGUCCUGAAACUUUUGGACAAGAUCAAGGAGGUGUACGACGCGACAGAGAUGGCCAAGUUGUGCACAGUUCCGCUGACCUACAUCGUGGGGAGAGGACAGCAAAUCAAGUGUAUGAGCCUAAUCCUCAACCGGAUCCACGGAGAAUAUGUAUGCAACUACGUGGUUGCCAAGAAGAAGGUGGCGGCCGACGGCAAGCAAGUGUUGAACGAGGGGUACAAAGGGGCGUCUGUCAUCGACGCCAAGAAAGGGUUCUACGAAAAGGACCCGGUCGUGACCAUGGACUUCGCGUCGCUGUACCCCAGCAUCAUGCGGCUGAAGCAGCUCUGCUACACGACUAUCGUCAAGGACGUGAAGUACAGAGGCAUCGAAGGCGUCACUUACGAGGACCACCAGAUUUCGGACGGAGUCAGCGUCACAUUCGCGCACCGCUCUGGGUCCAGAAGCAUUCUGUGCGAGCUGGAAGAAAUGCUUGGCGAGGAGAGGAAGGCGACCAAGAAACUGAUGAAGUCUGAGAAGGAUCCGUUCGCGUACUCUCUCUUAGAUUCAAAGCAGAAGGCCCAGAAGGUGACGAUGAACUCCAUCUACGGUUUCACGGGGACGGUCAACAACGGCAUGCUUCCGCUCGUGGAGAUCGCGGCCGCCGUGACUUCGACCGGCAGAGACAUGAUCAAGCGCACCAAGGAGUAUGCCGAGAAGGAGCACGGCUGCAACGUCAUCUAUGGCGACACGGAUUCCGUCAUGGUCAUCUUCCCCGAGCACCGUAAAAUCGAGAAUCUGGGCGACAAGAUGCGCUACUGCUUCGACAUGGGAACGAAGGUAUCCAAGGAGAUCUCGGAAAUGUUUGGGCACCCCAUUCUUCUCGAGUUCGAAAACAUUUACUUCAAGUAUCUCUUGGUUUCCAAGAAGAGGUACGCCGGACUAUCCUGGGAGACGGUCGAGGGGCCGCCGACGAUGACGAUGAAGGGUUUGGUGACUGUCAGGCGAGAUAACGCCCCAUUUGUCGGCAGGUGUGCAUCCGAGGCCAUCCACAUGCUCAUGGACGUCGGCGUCACGGACGGGAGGGGAGCCGUGAAGAAACAUCUCACCGAGACUCUGCUGCAGCUCGAGAGGGGGCAGAUCUCGAUCGAAGACCUGACCAUCAGGAAGGAGCUGAAGCAGUGGGUUUACAAGACACCGUCACCACACGCGACGCUCGCGCUCAAGAUAUUGGAGCGCACGAAGGAACAGGCGGUCUUCCGCGAGUUCAUCAAGCCGGCCUACGAGAUGGUUGGCGGCUACGACGACGCGCUCCUGUCGACUGUCUGGACCAAGAUGACCAAUCUCAAGUCAUUUUUGUCUACGCGCGCCAAGAGAGAGAUUUCGAUGGGUGACAUGGUCGAAAGUAUUCGUGGAGACACGACCAGCCCUUUCAAGGCAGAGGCAUACGCGGUGGUAGCGUUGCGCCAGCUUUACGACGAUGUCCACAGCGUUCUGGUAGACGAGAGUUUUGCGGGAGUUGUCGGAUUGGUGAUGGUCGGUAUCGGAGACGCGCACAAGCUAGGAGAGAGGUACAUGGCGUUCGUGAGGUACAAUGUUGUUGACUGGGACCCGCCCACGCUAGGAGAGAGGAUACCGUACGUGAUCACGACGGGCAAGGGAGACAUUAGCUCCAGGGCGGAAGACCCCCGAAUGGUCAACGUCGGCAGGUGCCGACCCGACUUCCUCUACUACAUCGAUCACCAGCUGAGGAACCCAAUGGUGGAUCUUCUGCAGCACGUCAUAGACUCGCCGGCGAACUUGUUUGUGGAAUCGCAGAGAAGGAUGUCGAACCUGAAUCAUGGCCGGAAAGAGAUUACCACUUUCUUCAAGAAGCGCAGGGUCACGGAAGGUUGA